AUUCAUUCAUUCUGUCAAUCUGUGAUUCAACAACAAUAACGACAAUAACGAUGAUUCAUCAUUUGCUCAAUGAAUAGCUUUGUGGUGUUUGUUUGGGAUGCAAUCAUACAUUCUUCAACAGUGAACAUUGAUCAUAUUGUUGUAAUUUGAAUAAAUACAAAAUGCUAACCAAAACGUUGAAUGAAUUUUGCUAUAAUCCAUCGAUUUUCAUAUUGAAAUUGUGAUAAUUUCUGUCAGUGUAUUUAAUUUGUUUUCAGCUUAAAGAUAAAAUCAUCAUGUCUAAUCAACAACAACAACAACAACAACAGAAUUGUCGAUGGGGUGAAGUCAUAUUACUGGAUGGUCGUAGUGUUGAAAUAUUGAUUCAGCCACGUUUAUUUGCUGGCGAUCUUUUCGAUAUGGUUGCCACACAUUUUGAUUUGAAAGAAAAGGAAUUUUUUGGUCUUGCAUUUCUAGAUGAAACUGGUCAAUAUAAUUGGUUGAAUCUCGAAAAACGUGUAUUGGAACAUGAAUAUGCACAAAAUCGUAUUGUACCACCACGUGUUGUUCGGCAACAACGACAACAUCAACAACUAUCAUCACAAUCAACGACAAAAUUAUCAACAACAAAAAUUACGAAUAAUCGUCAUAAUGUUAACUAUCAACACCAACAACCAGAACAGAUGAUGAUAAAAUCGACAACAAAAUUAAAACUGACAAAAUCUAAAUCACGAUUACCAAAUGUUAGUAAAUUAAAGAGCUUAAAGAAUAAAAAUUUAAAACAUUCAACGACCACAAAAUCAUCAUCAAAUUCAAAUACAUUAAAUUCGUGUAUAUUUAGUUCUGUAUCAUCACCAAAUUAUGAUCAACAAACAUCAACGACGACACCGCCACCACCACCAUUACCAAUGGUGCCACCACCACAAUUACCAUUAAUAUUGGAUACACCAGAAAUGAUUAUUGUGAAUCCAUCAACAAUAAUUAAAACAAAUAUAACAAAAACAUCAUUAAUGAAUGAUGAUUAUGAUCAAAAUCAAGAUCCAGAUCCCAAUGAUGAUGAUGAUCCACUUUAUGAUGUUAUAGUGAAUUUGGAUAAAAAUCAUCACCAUCAACAUAUGAAUAGCAAUGAUGAUGAUGAUGAUGAUGAUGAUCGUGAUAUGCAAAAUAAUUGCCAUAAUCAUCAUAAUGGUGAUGAUCAUCAUGAUUAUGAUUUAAAUGACAAAAACAAUGAUAAUAAUAAUUUUCAUCAUCAUCAUCAUCAUAAUAUUAAUGGAUCGAUACCGGCAAUCGAUUUAUUGGAAAAUGAUUAUUAUGAUUAUGAUUAUGAAGAUGAUGAUGAUGAUGAUGAUCAACAACAACAAGAUAACCAUGAUGAUGAUGGUGAUUAUUGUGAUCAUCUAGUGCUUUAUUUUCUUGUCAAAUAUUUUGUUGAAUCAAUCACAAUGUUACAGGAUGUGAAUACAAUCGAAUUGUUCUAUCUACAGGCCAAAUCAUUAUUGAUUAAUGAAAUUGUUCAAGUUGAUCUCGAAACUGGAUUAAAAUUAUCUGCAUUAAUAUUACAAACAACAUUUGGUGAUUAUAAUAAUUUCAAUGAAAUUAAAUCCCGUAAUCGUAUACAUCGUCUUCGAUUGAUCUCAUCGAAUUUAUUGGAUGAAUAUACAUCUUAUUCAAUAUGUGAAGAUUGUAUUAUUGAUGAAUAUAGAAAAUUAUCCGGCAUUUCAUAUGGUGAAUCAAUAUUUUUAUUCAUGUGUUUGAUUGAAAAACAACCAACAUAUGGUGUUCAUUUCUAUGAGGUUAAAGAUAAAUCAAAUCAACCAUAUUGGCUUGGUUUAUCAUUCAAAGGUAUUGAUCAAUUUAGCCAUAAUGAUCGCCGUAUACCAUUGAAACAAUUUUCAUGGAAACAAUUGGAAAAUUUAUAUUUUCGUGAAUGUAAAUUUUCUAUCGAAGUUCGUGAUCUUAAACGUGUUGUACAUACAUUAAGUUCAAUCAAUCUUUAUGAGAAUGCAAUUGAAGAUCCGGAUUUAUUUGACGAUUUAUCCACAGCAAUCUGUGAUCCAACUACACAAGUAUCUGUAAGUCGUCGUACAUUUGGUCCAUGUAAUGUGACUGUGUUUGUUUGGUUUGCAUCAACAUCAUCGCUAACAAAAUGUAUCUGGUCUAUGGCCAUAUCACAACAUCAAUUCUAUAUUGAUCGCCGGAUUAACAAGUCAAUAAAACAUCAACGUGAUAAAGAUGAAAUCAUUCGAUGUUUGAAUGAUAAUCGAAAACAACAGCAACAACAACAACAACAACAACAACGAAAUAGCUAUAGUAGUGGUAAUAGUAUACGAAAUUCAUUAUAUUCAACUUCAUCAUCCAUUGAACCGAUGAAUCAACAACAACAACAACGUUCAUCAACAACAUCGAUUCCAUCAUCAAUUAAAUCGACAAAUUCAUUGAUAAAUUAUUAUCCACCACCACAACCACCAUCAUCAUCAUUAACAUUACCACGUAAUGUAUCAUUAGGAUUUAAUAAUCAUCAUCAACGGCAACAUCAACAUUAUCAUCAUCAUCGUCCAAGAACAAAUACUACAACAGCAUCACAACAACAGAAUCAGCAACAACAGAAUAAAUCAUCAUCAUUGAUCUCAUUGAAUCAUAUUAUCAUGCAACAAGAUACGGGAUAUCCAUUAGAAUCGAUAAAUAAUCAACGAAAUUCUCAGACAACAAUAUUAACUACCAAUCAACAACAACAACAAAGAAUGGCCACAGCAAUGCAAUUGAAUCGGCAGCAACCAUUUCGACAUUCAACAUCAACAUCAAGUAUAAAUAAAAUGUCAACGCCAACAACAGCCAUUUAUCGUGGUUCAAUGAAAAAUAAUAGUCAUGGUGGUCAAUCAUCACGAUCAAUAAAUCGAUUAAGACAAUUGCAGCUACAAUUACAAAAUAAAUUGGAUGAAUUGAAUCAUUUAGACAUUAUGGAACAACAAAUACUUUCAAAGGCAGCUAUUAUCAAUAAUAAUCAAAUGUCACAACCACAUGAAUCAAUGAUAAAUGAUACAAGUUCAAUAAUGACAUCAUUGUCUUUGAAUUCAUCCAGUAGUUCGAAUAGUUCAUCAUCAACAAAUAUUGAUCAUCAUCAUCAUCAUCAUCGUCAUCAACAUUUUAAUAAUAAAAAUCGUGGAUCAAUAGCACCAAAUUCAUUGAAAAAUUUUUUCGUCACUGGUCGCGCUUCAAGUUCAUUAUCAUCGAAUGCAGCACAACAAAAUUAUCAUCAUCAAUCAUUAUCAUCAUCGUCAAAUGUUGUAGCCAAUACGAACAAUAUGGCUAAUCAUCAUCAUCCACAACAACAUAGAGAAAGUCGAUCACCAUUAAUGAAUUAUCAUCAUCAUCAUCAUCAAACUCAACAGCCAAUAAUUGGUGUACAACAACAUCAACGUAGCAAAUCGGUUGGUGUUAGUUCAAGAUUUAGGAAUUUCGAUCAUCAUGAUGAUAAUGAUGGCCAAUCUGUUGGUGAUGCAAAAUCAUCAAAAUUUUUAUUGGCGCCGCCUAUAUUACAAUCAAAUCAUCAAUUACCACCAAUGAUACCAACUACAACCACUACCACUACCGCUACUGCAAUACGAACAAAUCAAUCGAAACAACAACAACAACAACAACAACAGCAGCAAUCAUCAUCAUCAUUAUUAUUUAGUUCACCAUAUGUAAAUAAAUAUGAUACAUCCGUAAAGAAUUUAUUAAAUUCAAAUGAACUUUCAAAUCUUUAUUCUGUGCCAAAUCGACGAACAUCGGUUGCAUUAAAUAGUCUUGAUGAUACAGCAAUAUUGAUGAAUCAAUCACGAUCAUCAUCAUCAACAACGACAACAGCAUCGAAUAUUCCAUCAAUUAAAGCGAAUAACUUUUCCAUCAUAACAUCAACAGUAACAUCGUCGACAAAUUCAUUAACAUAUUCAAAAAUAACGUAUCAUAUGGAAAAUAAUUCAACAGCGACGACGACCACAAAUACAACCGAUGAUUUUAUUGAAUCAAGUGUUGAUUCAAUAGGCGGCUUAUCAAUCAAUAAUGAAACCAAUAAAAAAAUACGACAACGUUAUCGUAGUAUUGAUGAAGAAAAUCUUGCCAAUUAUAGAUCAUUUUUAUUAUCACGCCACAAUAGUUCUGGAUCAAAUCGAUCAUCAUCAUCUUCAUCGACAUCAUCAUCAUCGACGACGGCGACAAAGACAUCGAAAUCAUCAUCAUCGUCA
Messenger RNA from Dermatophagoides farinae (American house dust mite), 4202 nucleotides. The record is from RefSeq and is a predicted model, not a curated record. Lineage: Eukaryota; Metazoa; Arthropoda; Arachnida; Sarcoptiformes; Pyroglyphidae.